AUGCCCUCGUCCUCGACGGCCGCGGUGCGUGGUUCUGAUCACAAGACCCCCGUAGAAAAGCCCACAACCCCGCCGUUGGCCCCGACCCGGGUCUCCGAACGCCCCGCAAUUCCCGUCCCGUCGGAUCUAGGGUACUCUAUCGGCCGAUUCGCCCAAUCGCCGAAUCCUUCCGACCGGUACAAUCGGCCCCCGCUUUUCGCCAGUGCGACGCCGCCGCUGUCGCCCGAGAGUGCGGAGGCGAUCGGUCGAGCGCGCAUGGAGGAAAUGUUGGCUGGAAUACUUCCGCCUUCGUCGAAUUGA
Molecule: messenger RNA, 300 nt
Organism: Colletotrichum spaethianum
Lineage: Eukaryota; Fungi; Ascomycota; Sordariomycetes; Glomerellales; Glomerellaceae
Exons: 2
Coding region: 1-300 (99 amino acids)
Source: RefSeq, a predicted model, not a curated record